AUGGCAGACCCCAAGCUCAUCCCGACGCUUGACACUACGUUCAAUCUCCUCGAUCGGUUUGUCAGCUCCCUCAACUCCCUCCCUCCAGAUGGCACCACUCCGCCGCCCGACAGUCCCUCUCCACUCCCCCUCGUAUCCACCUGUGCCGCAACCCUCCGAGCGCAAACAACCAAGCUCUCCCUCCUGAUAAUCACACCCCCUUUCACCCCCACAGCCAUCUCCGGCAUCCUCAGUUCCCUCAAUGACGCCGUCCUCCCAAGUCUCCUGACUGCAGCACUCCUCCUGACACCCUCCACCGUUACAAAAGCAUACUCCUUGGAAACAGUCUCCCUGACAAAAGCAACGCUCCGAGAUCUCCGAGACCUGGCUCGUCUCGUAGAAGCACGUUCCAAAGAUGGGAAACCAAAAGCAGAACCAACAUCGCAGCUGAAGAACGACGUAACGGCAGCAACCGGCAAGAUAUGGGAUGAUUGCGACGAGCUGAAGAAGCUAGCAGAUGAUGGCAUCGCCGGGUUCGUGGUAAAGAAGGCGGAGCAAUAUCUAGACUUGAUCAAAGAUGCCGUCAAGGAGAUAGAGGAAUGGGAUCCAGAGGAGGACGAGGACGAGGACGAGCAUGGAUUCUUCAACGACGAGCAAGAUACUCCGCCUUCCCUCCCCAAAGAUCCCCAGGAAAUGUCACCCAUCUCAACCCCAUCCUCCCAGCCCACUCAAGACCUCCACAACCUCAGAUCCGCCGUCCUCAAAAUCCUAACCCGCAUCCCCCAAUCCCUGCACGUAGUGAUCGCCCAACGCCUGAAAAAGGGUCUCCCUCCCUCCUCCUCCUCCUCCUCCUCCUCCUCACCCCACCCUAUCAAUCCAAACCACCUCCUCACCCUCGACACCCUCCUAUCCCGAAUCUCCCAAACCUCCACCUGCAUCGACGACGUCGCAGAACGACUCUACACGCACGACGCGCUCGGCGCGAUGCUGACAACGGAGAAGGCGAGGGCGUACGUGGUCGAGAUGGUGGAGAGUGUGCGUCGGGGCUGGGACGUCAAGCCGACACGCGCAUCGGUCGCUGAUGCAGAUGGAGCGAGGGCUGAAGAAGGAGGAGGAGGAGGAGGAGGAAGAGAAGAGACAAAAGAAGACAGAUACAUAGAACGAGCGCUCGAGUGGAUCAAGAGCGUGGGUACCACUCUACCGCAGCAGAAUGCAGACUUACAAUCUCGAGGAACUGUAACCUAA
This is a messenger RNA of Endocarpon pusillum Z07020, 1224 nucleotides long. RefSeq lists its product as uncharacterized. The record is from RefSeq and is a predicted model, not a curated record. Gene Ontology annotation, biological process: regulation of cell cycle. NCBI's taxonomy places the organism in Eukaryota, Fungi, Ascomycota, Eurotiomycetes, Verrucariales, Verrucariaceae. The transcript has a single exon. Gene Ontology annotation, cellular component: nucleus. The coding region runs from base 1 to 1224 and encodes 407 amino acids.